Phragmites australis (common reed) is the source of this 2397-nucleotide messenger RNA. Its product is annotated as probable methyltransferase PMT2. Gene Ontology annotation, molecular function: methyltransferase activity. The transcript is spliced from 7 exons. Bases 248 to 2065 code for a protein of 605 amino acids. The record is from RefSeq and is a predicted model, not a curated record. Gene Ontology annotation, cellular component: cytoplasm; trans-Golgi network; endosome. NCBI's taxonomy places the organism in Eukaryota, Viridiplantae, Streptophyta, Magnoliopsida, Poales, Poaceae.
CUUGCCCUUUCCGUCUUGCCCUUGUCUCGGAAGGGGAGCACGACUCGAUGACGCCGCUGCAGCGAGCGAUAACAAGUCAAAGCAGCAGCGGCGACCAAGCCCACCCAACUCCCAACCCAACCCCCGCUCCCGCCUGCCUCCACCCGGGUUAGAGGAGCGGCGAUCCCGGCGGGCCGCAGCUGUGCCGCCUCCGUCGCGGCGAGCUCGAAGCUAACCCCUCCCGCGCCCCCUGCAGGGACAGAGAUUCAUGAGGGGCUCAAGAAUGAAUCUAGGCGAUCGUAGAACGCGGAACACGAUGAUGAUAGUAAUUGUGAUGGGUUUGUGCUGCUUCUUUUACAUACUAGGCGCUUGGCAGAAAAGUGGGACAGGAAGGGGUGAUAGUAUAGCUCUGAGGGUUAACCAAGAAACAGACUGUACAAUCUUGCCAAAUUUGCACUUUGAGACCCAUCAUAGCAUAAAUGGUGUCAAUCCAUUGAUCAUGACCAAUAAAGUGAUUGAACCAUGCCGCGUCCGAUACAGGGACUACACUCCUUGUCAAGACCAGAACCGAGCAAUGACCUUUCCUAGAGAAAAUAUGGCCUACAGAGAAAGGCAUUGUCCUGCAGAGAAUGAGAAACUGCACUGUCUAAUCCCAGCACCGAAAGGCUACGUGACCCCUUUCCCUUGGCCCAAGAGCCGUGACUAUGUUCCAUAUGCCAAUGCUCCGUAUAAGAGUCUGACAGUCGAGAAAGCUGUUCAGAACUGGAUCCAAUUUCAGGGAGAUGUGUUCAAAUUUCCAGGAGGAGGGACGAUGUUUCCCAACGGGGCGAAAGCUUACAUUGAUGAACUUGCAUCCAUCAUCCCUCUUGCUGAUGGUACCAUCAGAACUGCACUUGAUACUGGAUGUGGGGUUGCAAGCUUCGGAGCUUACCUAAUGGAUAGAAAUAUAUUAACCAUGUCAUUUGCACCCCGAGACUCACACAAAGCUCAGGUUCAAUUUGCUUUGGAGCGAGGUGUUCCUGCAGUAAUUGGAGUACUUGGAACUAUAAAGCUCCCGUACCCCUCUAGGUCUUUUGAUAUGGCCCAUUGCUCACGCUGCUUAAUCUCUUGGGAGUCAAAUGAUGGGAUGUACAUGAUGGAAGUAGACCGGGUUCUGAGGCCUGGGGGUUAUUGGAUACUAUCUGGACCUCCCAUCAAUUGGGCGAAAUACUACCAAACAUGGAAAAGGUCUAAACAAGAUGCCAAGGAACAUCAAAGUAGAAUUGAAAACAUUGCUGAAAUGCUUUGCUGGGAUAAAAUCUACGAGAAGGGGGAUACUGCUAUUUGGCAGAAAAAAGCAAACUCACAUUCGUGUCAUCAAAACAAUGGUCAUGCUAGCAAGAUGUGCAACGUUCAAGAUGCAGAUAAUGUCUGGUAUAAGAAAAUGGAAUCUUGUAUAACACCUACCGGAGAGGCAGCACAGUUAAAGAAGUUUCCAGAGAGACUAUCUGUCAUCCCUCCCAGAAUUCUGGAGGGCCAUGCACCUGGUGUUACAGAAGAAGUCUAUGAGGAGGAUAAUAAGCUGUGGAAGAAGCAUGUCAAUACUUACAAGAGGGUGAACAAGCUGAUAGGUUCUUCAAGGUAUAGGAAUAUUAUGGACAUGAAUGCGGGCCUUGGAAGUUUCGCUGCAGCGCUUGAUUCUCCCAGGUCCUGGGUAAUGAACGUUGUGCCCACUAUAUCUGAGAGGAACACUCUCAGUAUCAUCUAUGAGCGAGGUCUGAUUGGCAUAUACCAUGAUUGGUGUGAAGCCUUCUCUACAUACCCUAGGACAUACGAUCUGAUACAUGCCAAUGGCAUCUUCAGUUUAUAUCAGAACAAGUGUGACGCUGAAGACAUUCUUCUGGAGAUGGAUAGGAUUUUACGGCCCGAGGGUGCAGUCAUACUGCGGGACACUGUUGAUGUACUGAACAAGGUUAGAAGCACAGUGGCCGGGAUGCGGUGGAAAUCCAAGUUACUUGAUCACGAAGACGGCCCUCACGUUCCUGAGAAAAUUUUGAUUUCAGUGAAAGAAUAUUGGGCUGGCAGCGGAGAAGAGAACAGUUCGUAGAUACAGAACCAUGGGGACACUUGAUAACAGCAUCUUUCCCUGUGAUGUGAAACCCUGGUGCUGUUUUGUCAGUGAAUAGAUUUUGUUCAUACUUCAUAGAUACAGUGCAGACUUCAUCAUUCGCAAGAUCCCAUAGACAAACACCCCUGGUGCUGUUUUGUCCUAGAUACUUGUUGUGCAUAUACAAUAAAUACCAGAGCAUUGAGCAAACAUUGGUGAUUUGCCAAUACAUUCUGUAGGUAAAAGUACAAUGCUUGGCUGGCUACUGACUAGCCUGUGCGGAUAUUCAUUCUACAGAUCUACCGUACAGAGGGACUUUAUUGAUUUUGUCA